This is a messenger RNA of Calliphora vicina (urban bluebottle blowfly), 1487 nucleotides long. It is a transcript of the gene calypso, whose product is annotated as ubiquitin carboxyl-terminal hydrolase calypso. The record is from RefSeq and is a predicted model, not a curated record. Lineage: Eukaryota; Metazoa; Arthropoda; Insecta; Diptera; Calliphoridae. The transcript is spliced from 2 exons. Gene Ontology annotation, cellular component: cytoplasm. Gene Ontology annotation, molecular function: cysteine-type deubiquitinase activity. Bases 92 to 1459 code for a protein of 455 amino acids. Gene Ontology annotation, biological process: protein deubiquitination; ubiquitin-dependent protein catabolic process.
AAAGCAUCUCAUAUUUUUUUGUUUACUAUUCACCGAAAUAAUGCAAUUUAGUUAUAAAAAAUUAGGUUUAAAAUAAAAUAUUUUAUUUAUUAUGUCGGCUAAUAAAAUGCCUGUAGACAUUAAUCGUCUUACUGAAGGUUGGUUGGAAUUAGAAUCAGACCCAGGACUUUUCACACUAUUGCUUGAGGAUUUCGGUGUUCAUGGAGUACAAGUUGAGGAAGUAUAUGAUCUUCAAAAACCUAUAGAGGGUCCAGUAUAUGGAUUCAUUUUUCUAUUCCGUUGGAUAGAGGAAAGAAGAGCACGCAGAAAAAUUGUAGAAACCACAGCUGAAAUCUUUGUAAAAGACGAUGAAGCUGUAGCAAAUAUAUUCUUUGCUCAGCAAGUUGUUCCAAACAGCUGCGCUACUCAUGCAUUACUAUCGGUACUUUUGAAUUGCAGUGAGGCAGACUUACACUUGGGAGACACUUUAAGCCGACUUAAAAGUCACACCAAAGGCAUGUCUCCCGAAAAUAAGGGCUGGGCUAUUGGCAAUACACCAGAGCUCGCAUGUGCACACAAUUCACACGCUAUGCCUCAGGCCAGACGACUAUUGGAAAGAAAUGCUGGUUCAGGUGUAUCUACGGGACGAUUUACCGGAGAAGCUUUUCAUUUUGUAAGUUUUGUUCCUAUAAAUGGUCACCUAUUUGAAUUGGAUGGUUUGAAGCCGUAUCCAAUGGAUCAUGGUGGCUGGGAGGAAUGUGAGGAUUGGACGGACAAAUUCAGACGUGUUAUGGCAGAACGACUUGGUAUUGCCACCGGCGAACAAGACAUUCGUUUCAAUUUAAUGGCCGUAGUUCCAGAUCGUCGCAUAGCUAUAACGCACAAAUUGAAAAUGUUGCGCACCAAUCAGGCCAUAGUUUCUGGAACCUUACAAAAACUUCUGAAGGCCAAUGAAGCUGUUGCUAAUGCCUCAGACAGUGGAGCUUUGACCACAUUAAAAUCUGAAGAGAACGGAACAGAUCAAUCAUCGUCUUCAUCUACAUCAUCUUCACAGUUAAACCAACAACAACGUAGUGUUUCGCCUUCACCUCUUUUGGAUGCUUCGAACGCCUUCACCGUAAGAGAUUUACAGUCUCUGUUGAAAAAUCUUGAUUCUGAAAUUGCAAUUAAUGAACAACAUUUAAAUGAUGAAAAUGAUCGACGCUACAUGUUUAAGGUGGACGACUGUCGACGUACACAUAAUUAUGAUGAAUUUAUAUGUACAUUUCUUUCUAUGUUGGCUCAUCAGGGAGUAUUGGGAGAGUUGGUCAGUCAGCAUUUGCUGCCUUCAAAGAAAAUUGGUGGUCAAAGUGCGGUUAAUCGCAUUAGCAAACAAACGUCUAAUAACAAUGCAGUUGCACCCAAACAAAAGAAUGGAAAAUCACCAAAAACACCAGGGCGGCGAAGAAAAGGUCGAAAUAAAUGUAAAAAACGUAAAUAAAUACAUAUUUAUAAAUAUCUUCUAAGAA